Molecule: messenger RNA, 2613 nt
Organism: Lachancea lanzarotensis
Lineage: Eukaryota; Fungi; Ascomycota; Saccharomycetes; Saccharomycetales; Saccharomycetaceae
Product: LALA0S06e05820g1_1
Exons: 1
Coding region: 1-2613 (870 amino acids)
Biological process (GO): protein sumoylation
Molecular function (GO): zinc ion binding; SUMO ligase activity
Source: RefSeq, a predicted model, not a curated record
AUGGUGGUAUCGUCCGCAGGUCUUCACCAUGAAAUCGAGUUUUGCAUACAAGAAAUGGAACGCUUGAAGGUGACGGAGCUGAAGUCACUGUCUCGAUCUAUUGGACUUCCACUGAGUGGUAGAAAAGCUGACCUUCAAGACAGAAUACGUGCAUAUCUAAAUGGCUCAUGCCGAGGCAACGCCAUUGAUCCAUGGCGACCCAAAACCAUAUUGUUACUGAUGGACAAAGUGCAUCAAAAUGAUGCCCUCCCGACAUAUGAAUCUCUAUGGCUAGGCCUCAAGACCGGAAGCUUGCAAAACAACCCCGUGGCAACAGGUCAUCAACCUCCUAGCUCUUUGGGAUCAUCUUCGCAUGUGAUGCGCACGAAAGUUGAGCAACAAGUUCCCAAAAGUCGUUUCGCACUACAGUUUGAGCAAUCGCCUUUCUAUAGACUCAAAAGAAUGCUCAACGGUAGUCCUAAAUUUGCUCCAAAGAAUAGCGGUAGAGGUGUUUGUUCCUAUCAUUUCACUCUCAACAAAGAAGAGGCAACCCUUUUCGAACGUGAUGAUAGCCAUUCCCGAAUUAAACUGUAUCUUUUCUGUGGAGUUCUUCCUCCAGUGGCUGAUACUAGCGUACCCAGUUCAAUCCAGUUCCCUCACCCAAACGACAUAUCUUUCAACGGCAUAACGCUGAAGGAUAAUGUACGAGGACUGAAAAACAGACCCGGUACAGCAAAGCCAGCAGAUUUAACACCAUAUCUCAGGACCUUUACCGAAAAUCACUUACAACUGACGUACGCAUUUACCAAGGAAGAUUACUUGGUAUGCUGUUACAUAGUAGAAGUGUGUUCACCGCAAGAAAUUCUAAACGAAGUUCUUCGUCAUCCUAAAAUUGUGACACCCGCCACUCUCCAGUAUCUAAGAGAGUCGUUGAGUGAAGAUGAAGACGAAGACUUGGUUACAACUUCCACGGUAAUGACACUUCAGUGUCCCAUAUCAUACUGUCGCAUGCGAUAUCCUUCAAAAUCGGUGCAUUGUAGACACCUUCAAUGCUUCGACGCUCUGUGGUAUAUUGAAUCGCAACAGCAAAUUCCUACCUGGCACUGUCCUGUUUGCCAAAAAACGAUAAAAGUCGAGGAUCUUGUGUUGUGUGAAUUUGUCGAAAGUAUUAUCGAACAGUGCGAUGACGAAGUUGAACAAGUGGAGAUAUCAAAAGAUGGUUCAUGGAAACCCAUCUUCGAAGACGAAACGCCUGCACCUAGAGAUAAUAGCAAAGUUCAUGUCAAGUCUGAAAACGGACAAGGUUUGAGCUCAAAGGAAAAUAGCAUGCCUGACGAAGAUGGCGGUGAUCCAAUCUCAGCAGGGCGGGCUAGAUCACAACACCCUGAUCCUGUUGUUAUUUCUCUUGACAGUGAAGAUGAAAAUGAGGAGUCUGAACGUAUUGACCGCACUCGAGGUUCAGAUGGUGGUUCACGCCCAACUUCUACAGCUGCUCUACAGACCACGGCGGAGAAGCGGCCUGAUCCCCCAUUCCCUCGAGAUAAUACAUUGGGUAACAUUUACAGUACCUAUAUGGAUGAUGCGUCUGAGCCGCUUCCAACGUUAGACCCCGGACGCGCAAAUUCAACUCCAAUGGGGAUCAACUAUCAAUCGUUAGCUGCUCGUUCUCCUGGUGAGGAGGGCGAACCUAACAGUGCGGUUUUUUUUCCUCGUCAACGCUUAGUGCCAAACAUAUUAGGAAGGACGCCUUUAAGGAAUACGAGCCAAGGCAACGGUCACAGCGAAAAUCACGGAGAUGUCGAACAUGGGGCUGAUAAUACUCCAUCACCCAGUCCGACUACUAAUAAUACAUCAUUCAUACCAAGGCUAACUAAUCCAGAUAGAGAGGUACUUUCAAGACACGAGCACGUGAACGAAGGUACUACUUCUGUGGGCACAGCGGCCAACGGGAAUGGAAAUAAUUUGGGUUCUGUUGGUCCAUCCGAGUAUCAGCCAGCCCAACCCGAAGACUCUCAUGUUUCUGGAAGGGAACGAAGGGCUGCCGAAUGCGCUAAUAUGCUUGGAUUGGGUGAUGAAAUAGGUGCCAUUGAUCAACUGGAACAAAACAACGGCAACUUCAGUGAUGUGGCGCCGUCGAAUGACGAAAAUAGACAGCAAGGAGAUAGAGAGCUCAACAGUUCAGAGCGUGAGGAGCACUUCAGCUCUCAUUUACAAGCUCCAAGAAAUUUAUUUGCUGGCUCAAAUCCAAGCCCAUACGAAAAUCCGCAUUUCGGCACUGAUCCCAACUCGAAUUCACGAUACUCAUCGGUACGUCCACCGCUACCACCUGUUCCGCAAUCAAUGAACAGACUUUCAAAUACAGCUAAACCAACUCCAUCGUCAUCUAUGCGUCACAGGAAACCUAUUGUUUCUCCUUUCAUACCUAAAAAGUCUUACGCUAACAUGCUGCCGCAGAAACGUCAAAUUUCAGUUGAUUCGGUGAAUAAGUCCAACGCAUCUGAUAAUAACAGCGUUUCGAGUCCCUCUACACCCUUUGCAGACGGUGUCUCUGGGUCCAUUUCUCCACCGCCACCUAUUUUACAUCGCUCCGAUGAUAAUGAGCUGGAUUUCAUUGAUCUGACUUCGGACGAGUAG